GUCACCUAUCCUGGAUUUUCAAGCCAGAGGGGGAGGGAGGUUCGGCUGGUGAUGUCAUGAACCUGUCGUGCAAGUGCAGGCGGAGAAGGGUGUCUUAGCAGGAGGAAAGAGGGUGUGUGGCUUGUGUGUAUCCAUUACCUGCCUCCAUACACCUUCAGUCCUGCAGCUGAGAAAAGGAAGGCAUCCGAAAAGGAUAUCAGCCGGUGCCAGACCUACAGCCUAAGGCAGGAUGUUUACAUGGUAGGUGCUUAGUCAAGAAACAAGAUGAGCGUCACAUCAUGGUUCCUGGUAAGCAGCUCAGGCACUCGCCAUCGGCUGCCCCGGGAGAUGAUCUUUGUUGGCCGGGAGGAUUGUGAGCUCAUGCUUCAGUCCCGCAGUGUGGAUAAACAACACGCCGUCAUCAACUAUGAUGGAGAAAAGGACGAGCAUCGUGUGAAGGACCUCGGGAGCCUGAAUGGAACCUUUGUGAAUGACGUCAGGAUACCGGACCAGAAAUACAUAACCCUUAAACUCAAUGAUGUCAUCCGCUUUGGCUACGAUUUUAAUUUGUAUGUGUUGGAACAGAUUCAGCAUAAAGUCCCGGAGGAGGCAUUAAAGCAUGAAAAAUACACCAGCCAACUACAAAUGAAUUUAAAGACUUCAGUAAAAUCAAGGCCAGAGCAAGUCAAGGAACACCCACCUCAAGUGGAAUCAGUGCCAGGGAAGCAGGAAAAGUCUGACAAGAAAGCUCCCAGUGAACCUUCAUUAUAUCGCACACCACUAUAUGGCCAGCCAUCCUGGUGGGGAGAAGAUGAUGCCAACAAUAAGCAUCAGAAACAUGAAGGUAGGAGGCCAGAAGAAGAAUAUUCAGAUCGGCCAAAAGAAAUGCUUCAACAUGAUGAAGAACUGAAUGGCAACUUAGGGUACAGAGAUUCUGCUGACCAAUCACUCUACUCCUUCCGAAGGGAACCCAGCUACUUUGAAAUUCCUACAAAGGACUUUCAGCAACCAGCCAAAUCUCCAGAGACUCAAGUCCAUGAAAUUCCUACUAAAGACACAGAUAACGUUACACCCCCAGUGAUGCAGAGCCAUGCCUCUUUCACUAUUGAGUUUGAUGACUGUCGGCCUGGAAAAAUAAAGAUCAAGGAUCACGUCACUAAGUUCUCAAUGAGACAGAGGAGAACAGUAGGCAAGGAAACCGCCCCAAAUGAAAUGAUAUCUGUUGAAAAUAAAGUAGCCGACUGGUUGGUUCAAAACGACCCCAGUUUAAUAAGAAGGCCGUCUCCUGGAGAAGAUGUCUACAGUACCAAGAGUGACCUUCCCAUCCACAACAGGACUCUCAAAGGUAACCGACAUGAAGAUGGCACUCAAAGUGAUUCAGAAGAUCCAGCAGUACCUAUUCCUGAGAAGGAGAACACACAGUCUGAACUGGGCAAGCUUCAGCGACAGAUAAAGCGGGAUCCUGAAGAACUUCUCCACAGUCAGCAAGCCUUUGUUAUAGAAUUCUUCGAUGACGAUGCACCACGAAAAAAGAGGUCUCAGUCCUUCACACACAGUGCAAAUGCCUCACAAACUGAAGCCGAAUCUGCCAACAAAGGCAAAAAUGACAAGAAGAAAGGUGUUAUAAUUGCAGAGAAGAUCACUACUAAUGGAACUACCACAGCCCCUCUAGUUCCAAAACCCCUGGUAAAUUCUUCUUUUCCCCAAAGGUCCAAUUCUUUUAGGAGAGAAAAGACUGAGGACCGAAUAAGUACUCCGGGACCUGUAACAGCAAAACCUCCAGUAAAGAGCUUUGGUAGCAUUGGGAAGAAAUCAAAGUUUGCUCAGGAGUUUGUGGCCGAGUAUUUGCGGGAGCAGGCUGAGGUCUCAAAAGACUUGGUAGAGAAACCUCUGACAUUGCCAUUAUUAACAGCAGUCUCCUCAUCAGCCAGCCAUCAAGUACAAGCCUCCUUAAUGGAACCAACACCUCCACCAUCUGUAGUACCACCUCCUGAAUGUACACUGGUGAGAGUGAAGAAAACCGAAGAGGAAGACAACCUGAGUGAUGCUGGGACAUAUACUAUUGAAACAGAGAAUCAAGAUAAAGAAGUUGAAGAAGCUAGGAAAAUGAUAGACCAGGUGUUUGGAGUCUUUGAACCCGAUGAGUAUUCCAAAAUUUCUUCUGCAAUUUACAGACCAGUCAUUAAAUUAGAAAAGGAAGAAUCUUCCCUAAAUGAGAACAGUGUGAGUCACACAACGACAAUUCUAUCAACAAGUCACUCUGUUAAAAUGAAUAGUGCUCCUCAGGCUGAUGUUCAGGCUGAAAAAUCAUCUGCCUCAAGUAGAAGUGGACAGAAAUGGGUUUCAAGAUGGGCAAGUCUUGCCGACAGCUAUCCAGAUGCUUCACCAACCUCUCCAUUAGAUGGGCAAAAAAUUGGAUUAAUGUCAAAUGAUGAUUUUGACAAUGCUGAGAAUAUCAUUGAAGGAGACCCUGCUUUCCCUUCAAGGACAAGACGACUUCUUCCUCAAAUACCACCAAAUGACAAAUCUGAAAGUCCAACACCAGCUAUUUUGGUCUGUGCCGACUCUUACUCAGAAAUUUCUCAGAAAACAUUGAUCGAAAAUGAAGUCAAAACAGUGCCCUCAGAUUCAAGCAGUCUACUUUUUAUACAAGAAGAUUUGGAUCCAGACAGUCUCAGCGAUGCAAGCAAGUCUGAUGAUGGUAUUCUGUCUAGCAGAAAGUCUAACCCACCGUCAACUGCUCCUAGAAGUGGGUGGCGGAGAGAGGACGUUAGUACCCAAGAACGAAGUGUCGAAAGAAUGAAUAAGCUUUCUAAUGAACCAAAGUCUACUAGCUUUUAUGUUGAAAAUGACAGUGAGAUGGAAAAUCAUUCCUAUACAAAUUCCAUAUUACCCAAUGUAGAGAUGCACAAACCAUAUAAAAGUCAUGAAAUCCAAGUAAAACCAAAAGGAAGCCAACUAACCACGCAAGAAGCCUCAAUUAUUACAAAAAUAGAUAACCAGGUAUUAAAAAAAGAAAAUGGAACAGCCAGAGAUUCGUUUGUUAGGCAAGAAAGUUUUACCAAAGAAAAAUCCAGUUGCAACAUUUCUCCCAACAAACUUCCCCACAUCUCAACCCACCCCUUGCUUAAGGAUAUGAAUGUUACAAAGUCAAAUACUGACUACAGUCGAGAAACACAACAGAUUCUUAAAGAAACUGAAAAUGCCUUGGCUGCUCUUGAAGCUAAACUUUUUUCUCAGAAUAAUCUAGAUGAUAUAGAAAAUACUCCAUGUCCACCAGAUGAUUCCUUGUCUGGAGAUUCUGAUGUAGAUACAGCAAGCACAGUCAGUCUGGUUAGCGACAAGAAUGUACCGAGUCAUCCUCAAAAGAGCAGAGUCAUGGGCCUUCAUAAGGAAAAGUCUUCUUCGACAUCUUCGAUACAAGAUCAAUACGGUCAGCCCAGUGCCCGACAGAGACUCUCUGAAAAACGGAGAACAGGUCCUGCUGAUGGUGGUAGCAGGAGAGAUGUAGCCAAAAAGUUUGAAAUGAAACGCAGCUCUGGAACACGUGGUUCCUUGGAUUUCACAGAUGAAGAAAGAGGUUCUAGUCUUCCUUACAUAUCCAUUCCUGACACUGUAUCCUCAGAUUAUGAAAAUUCUUCCUCUAGAAAUCUCUCAAGAAGGAGACCCUUUGCUCAAUCAACCAAAGAAGAUACAAGUAGAAUAUCUUCAAAUGCUCAAAAAGUCCAGCAAGUUCUUACCCGAUCAAACAGCCUAUCAACACCCAGGCCUACAAGGGCAUCUAAGCUACGUCGCGCUCGUCUUGGGGAAUCAUCUGAUAAUGAAAGUGCAGAUGCUGAAAGGUUGAAUAUAAGUUCCGAAGCGUCUUCAUCAGCCAAAAGUAGCAGUGAAUCAAAAAAGCUCUCCCGUCUUGACAUUUUGGCCAUGCCAAGAAAGAGGACUGGCUCAUUCAAUGUACCAAGCGACUCCGAAACUUCCUCUACACGUACUGGGUUUUCAGGACGUAGUAUUGAUAACAGCUAUACAAGUCGAAAACCAAUCAUGGCAGAAAUUAAACAACCUAUCAAAAAACCAUUGACACCUACACCCAAACAGCCACUAACUAGGGCUCGAUCUGGAAGUGUAAAGUAUUCUUCUUCUUCCUCUUCAAGACGGAGGCAGCAGGGUUCAGAUUAUAUUUCUACAUCUGAGGAGGAAUAUGGCUCUAAUCACAGUACUCCUAAACACAAACGAUCCCAUAAUUCAACAGCCACCCAGACUCCCCGGACACACAAUGCGUCUGUCCGCCAGAGGCAGAGCACUCUUCAGGAUGAUGAUGAUGAAGACCAAGAUGUCUACAAUAACUUCAUGGCCCAGUCAGAAGAAAUAGCUGAAAUUGCCAGUUUUAGGAGGCGGCAGGAGAAGAAGGAAGAUAUAGUUGACAGACACUCUGGGAUCCUGGAUAGGAGGCAGGUGACAUCUGAACCGGAGAGGUUGAGUCAAACCCUGGUAAAUGAUGUGGCGAGCUUGGCUAAAGAGAUACAUGAUGUGGCUGGAGAUGGGGAUUCUCAGAGCUCUUCAGGAACAGGACACAGCACCUCUAUAAGUUCUGUACCAAACACACCAGCCUCUAUCAUAUCCACAAGAGAAGAGAUUCUUAAAAGAACCUCACAAAGGCCAUACACAUCACAGCUGGUUCAUCAUAUACCAGAGGCCAGUCUAAAUUAUCAAAAGGUUCCACCAGGCUCAACUGGAUUAAAAGACUUUGAUCAAAAUAUGAAUGACAACCGUGAUGAUGACCCCAUGAAGAGAAGGGCUAGAAACCGAGAAGAGGUGAUAUUUGACAAUCUCAUGUUGAAUCCUGUAUCGCAACUGUCGCAUACAAUAUGUGGCAAUACUGAAAUACUCACUGAAAAAAUGAAACUUUUAUUUUUAAAUAAAGAGAAAAGUUGGGAGGAAAUAGAGGCAAGAAUUAACUCUGAAAAUGAAGUGCCAAUACUCAAAACAUCUAAUAAGGAAAUCAGUUCUAUUCUGAAAGUUUUGCGAAGAGUUCAAAAACAACUGGAAGUUAUAAACGCAAUUAUUGACCCGACCGGACACCUUGAGGUCAUCCCUAAGAAACCAUCUCCUGUCAUUCAGACAUCUGCACCUCAAGCUAGGACUAAUCACUCAAAAAGUGAAUCGCAUCAACCGGUCCGUGUUAGAAACUACAUACAUAAGUCCAGCUCGAGCUCUUCAAGAUCACCAGAAUCCAGCUUUGGCAGAGAUGAGGAAGAUGCCUAUGUUGUUUAAUUUUUUGUAUUUUUUUUAUAUUAUUUAUUUCAUUUUUAUUUUAUAUUUACAAUAGCCAUUGUAACUGUGUUUAUGUGGCUUCUGGUAUGGUAUCUUAAGUACUUGUGCUUUUCUGCAGGACUUGCUGUUCUCACAUAUGCACAAAGUCUGUUUUUUUCAAAAUGAAUGUUAAGUUUACUCUAAAACUAGCACUGUUUAAUGGCUCAUGAUCCGCAAAGAAGCAAAUUUACUUGAAUAUUUUUGUUUUUCAACAUAGGAUUUGACUUUGCUUAAAAAUGUGCCAUAAAUUCAAGACCUACAUAAUGUAAAUUUUUCAUGUUCAUGGGUCUGACACGCAUAUAUAUAUUUCUUGUACCUAGAUUGCACUUACUUAAAGAAAUGUUUUCCUAGUUUAGUUCUUUGUAAUUUAAAAACAAUAUUAGAGGUAGGGAAAACUAGUACCAAGAAACUCAUGUGACCCAUCAUUUGCCAAAACACAUUACCCUGAAGCUAAUUGAUUUAAUUUUUUUGUAUAGUUUAUGUUUCUUGGAUACAGGUUAGACAUUCCCAUUAGAUCAGCGUUGAUUUCUUUUAUAUAAAUGCCUAAGCCUUUAAAGUCCGCUGCUUAGUGUUUAGAACAAAAUGUUCCAAAUGCUUAGAGCCAGCACCGGGAGCUCAUGACGUCCUAGCCCGCCCCCUCAUGAAAUCACGCCCCGACCCCUAAAUGCAAGUCUUGCAUUGAGGGGGUGUGGCGUGACAUCGUGAGGGGGCGGGGCUAUGAAAUCACAAGCUGCCGGCUCUAAAUAUUCGGAACAUUUUUUUCCAAACGCUGAGUAGCAGAGUACCCCUUUAAGCCUUCCUGAUAAGGUUUAUUUCCAGAAUUUGGAACGGCAUAAUUCAAUUGAGUAAAUUAAAUCUAUUUGAUUUCAGAACUGUUGAAAAAGAUUUCCAUUAUCUCAGAAAGUAUCUGAACUGUAAACAUUCCAACAAUGAGAUAAUGCCAAGCACCAACAGAGAGUGUGUGAGAAUCCGGUUUUAUUGACAUAGUUUAAGAAAUAAUUUUGUAUUACAAAAAUGUACUUCUAACAUGUCAUAUAUUUAAAGUUAUCAUACAAAAAUAUGGUUUUCUAUGGUUGUUUUAUUUUUUAACACCCAUCAUAAUUUCAGUAUCUGAAAAUAAGGUUUAUAUAUAGAAUUGGAUUAGAUCCUCUGGAUCUAUUCAGCACACAAAACCCUGAUUUUAAGUGCAGUUGUAUCAUCCUUUAAAUAUGGACAUCAUUUUCCCCUUCCUGGUACCCACUUAUAUCAGCAAGACUAGAAAGUUGAUAAGUAAGUAUAGCUCCUUCUUUGGUAGAACAGCUCUGUCCAUAUGUUACAGGGUCGGUCAUUCCUUUGAUUUGCUAAUGUGGAGAACUAACUUACAUACUUUUUUCCCCAGCAUUGGGAAAGCAUUGCCUGCUCUACACUUGCUUGUCUCCCAAGGAGAACCACUACCUUCCAAGAGCUGUGGUGGACGCAUGGGAAAUGUGUGGCUGAACAAAGCUAAUACUAAUACUAAUUAGCUAAUACUAGCUAAGCUAAUACUAAUUCCUGGAAGGUGCAAGGAUACCAAUCCAGGGGUUAUCUUUGAGACAAUCCCUUUUUGGGUAUUAAUUUUUUGAGAUUGUGGAACCCCAUAAAGGUACCAAAGUAACUUUAAUAUCAUUUAGUAAAGGUAUAAUAUUUUUUAUAACAUAUUAAGCAGGGUCAGAGAGAGUUUUGGAAAAUUCACUAUAAUAUCUCUUUUAUGUAAGAUAAUAUAAUUUAACAUGUCCUCCUUCAUGCUGGAAAACUAGAGCUGAAGUGCUUGGCCAUAAAAAAAAAAAUAUUUUUGCCAACUUCAUUAUACAGUAGUUUUUUUGUUGUUUGUUUUUUCAUUGACUGAUUUACACUAUCUGCUGCUGUUUAGGAGGUUGAAAAUCUCCUUUUGGUCAUACGAAUUGUAAAUUGUAUGGGUCUUUAAUUUUUUUUUUUUUUUUGUUAUUAAUGUUCUGUUUUAAUGUUGAUUAUGAGCACAACUUUGAUUUCUUUUGGGUUUUUUUUCUGUAUAUUUUGUAUUUAUUUUGCAUAUAGAUGUAAAAUGAUAUCUUUAAUUUAAAGAUCUAAAAUCAAGAUUCUGUUUAGGAUUAUUAUUAUGAUAAUACUUUAAACCUGUAUUAGAUAUGUUUGUUCUCCACUUUCUUUUCCUUUAAAAAAAUUAAUAUAAUUUAAUGGGUUAGACAGCAGAUAUUUCUAAAUUUAACCAAUACCACAUUUGCAUUUAGUCACAUGUUGCAAGAAUUGUCAUGCGUGAUUAGGGGUUGCAGUGGCAGCAGUUGCACCUGGGCCCUGGUGCCUGAGGGGACCCAAAAAUCUGCUAGUUGUCAAGUAAGAUACCCUUAGAAUACAUGUGUGGUUCAGGAAGUCAUCCUUUUAUCUGUCAAUUUGCACCUAAAAACUCCUGACCUUACUGACUGUCUUAGGCAACUUUUUUCUAUUCUUUAUUUCUUCAGAAUAUCUUUCACUUGCAGAACUGCUUUUGAGCUUAAAUCUUUGUACAUACAGUAAGAUUAGAAUUAUCUGGAAUAGUCAGGACUGAUGGGUAUUAUGGUUGCAUACACAACAGCAGUCGCUAUUGACAUUAAAUGCCCUUCAGUGGUUCGCUAUGUUUGGUAGCUAUUUACUCAAUAACACCCAACAUCAGGUUUCCAUUAGCUGUAGCUUGUACUAACCAAUAAAACAAGUAAUAGGCCUGUCAUGUAAUGUAUUAGAUUUUUUAGGCCUUCAGGACACUCAGCCCCUUUAGCAGUAGUACUGUUUGCCCCAGGUUAGGCCACCUUGGCUUUUACCCUGGGCAAUAACAAUUAAAAUUUAUGUAAACCCCUUUACUACCCCUCAGCUGCAGUCAUGUAGCACCACACAUAUACAGCGUCCUACUAUAGUCUAUUGUAAACGUUUUUAAAAAAAAUUUUCUCCUGAGUCUUUGAGACUGUGUCAAUGCACAGUAGCCAAUAAACUGCAAGAGAAUCUAUCUCCUAAAAAGGAUAUGCAAAAGCAUUUACAGUAUUAAAGUUGUUUACCCUAUUUACUGAAGUGCCAUUCCACUAUUUUAUUUCAUCUGAUCAUUUUUGUCAGGUUAAUAGGGCCAGACAGGUUUGGGGAAACAUAGCUGAAAAAGCGCUGCACCUGUCUGAGUUUGGUAAAAUAAAGUGAAUGGGGAGUUGCAAUACCUCACACAAUCUGAGGACAGGUGUGACACUGGUUUUGGUAAAAAGCAGCAAUGUUUUUAUAAUAAGGACUGAACUUUUUAAUUAGUCAAUAACUUAGAAUUACUAUAAAGCAGAACACAUAUAAUGGUACAAUGCUGUUGUUUAUAGUGUUGUGUUCAAGCUAUGUAGUUGGCAUCUUCUUACUGGAAAGAGUAUGUGGUUAAAUAUCUUUUUGCCCUUGAUAUCUGUAGAAUCAUGGUUGGGUUGUACAUCUCCGAUUUGCUGGAAAGUGUAAUUACUGUGCAUUGUGUUUAUUCAGUGGAACUGAGCCAAAGACCAAAUCACAAGAUUGUAUUUUAAGCUUCACUAAUUCCCAGCUAUGAACCAGCAACAAUGUGUUGUAUUUUUCAGCUUUCAGAAUGGUAACUAAGCUAUAUAUUAAAUGUACAACUUUCACCUACAGAUUGAUGAUGCGGCUCUUCUUCAGGCCUAUGUUUUGUUUCAUGAUGAGUAUUUGAUCGAUUUAAAAGCUAAUGAUGAUGUAGAUAAGCCUUGAGGUGCUUAGUAGGGCACAUAUAUACCUCAUGCCUGAAAGAGGUUUACUCUAGGUUUCAACUGAAGGAUAGUUGGCUUGUGCCCAUUGACCACACAGUAGUAUUACUGGCACUGGAAAUAGUUCACAACCACAUUGAUAUUAUUUUCAUUGUUCUGCUCCUGUGACCAAGUAGAACAAUGAAAGUCCUUGAUGGAGAUGUGAACAAGGUCUAAGUGACCCACUGUAUAGUAUCAUAAGGGGCUGCAAUGUAAGGUUGAACCAUGGGGCAUGAAGGUGGUUUUAACUUAAUUUAGACAUCAGGCAUCUACUUGGGGAGACUAGUAAAGGAUAGAUUUGAUUGAGCCAAAAGUGGCUUUUGCUAUAUAUUUGCUUACAAUGAUCCUUUGGGGCUCAUGCACACUUUUAUGGACCCAGUAUGGAGGCACACAAAGGAUAACUCCAGGAUAUACAAUUGCUGGGGGUCUGAACGUUGGGGCCCCCAGCGAUCUCCCGAAUGGUGCCCUGGCUCCCUGCAUGGAACAAGCAUUUUCGACCACUGCAGGAAGCUGCGGCCUACACGCCCCCUCCAUGCAGCUCUAUGGGAGAGCCAGAGCGCUGCUUUCGACAAUCUCUAGCUCUGCCAUAGAACUAAAUGGAGGUGGCGUGUCGGCAGCAGCUUCGUGAUGUGGUCGAAAAUGCUUGUUCCAUGCAGGGAGCCGGGGCACCAUUCGGGAGAUUGCACAGGGUGUGGUGGGGGGUUCCAGCGGUCAGACCCCCCGCAAUCUAACACUUAUCCCCUAUCCUUAGGAUAGGGUAUAAGUUGUUACAUCCCGGCAUUAUCCUUUAAUGUGUUGAUGUAUGUUGCCAUUGUAAGGCACCAUUAUGGAGAUUUAUCAUAACCUGUGUAGAGGAAAAGUUGACCAGUUUCCUAUAGUGACCAAUCAGAUCCCUUCUUUAAUUUGUAAGAAGCGAUCAGAUUGGUUGCUAUGGGCAGCUAGUCAACUUUUCCUUUGCCCAGGUUUUGAUAAAUCUUCCCACACAUUCUACCUUGGAAGCAUUGCUUCUAUUGGAGAAAGCUACCACAAUAUGGUAUGCAUUGCAUUGCCUUCAUGUGCUGGUACACUGUGGGUCCAUAGAGUUUUAUGAUUUCCGUACUAUGACUCUAUAAAACACAGGUGCAUAAUACUAUCUCGUUCAUGAGCCCUAUCACUGUAAUAAUAUGAGAAUGCCUAUUUUCCUGGAAACUCACUGCAUCAGGGAAGAAACGGCUUCCUCCAAAUGUAGUGGUUCAGUCAUGCACUUUAAAGGUAAGGUAUUUUGUGUAAAAUAAUUGGUACUUGUAUACAGUGUAGAAAAUCUCAUCUCAUUUUGCUGCAUUAUAGGAGUAAGGAGUCCUUUCUGUUGUCUGUACUUAAGCAUCUGAGAUGCCUUAAGACAAGUCCUUCUGAUUUUUGUAUGGUUUUUGGCUUGUAUAAUUUCUGUCCUUCCGAUUUUUGCACUAAAAAUGACUGUAGUAUGUUUUUGUUUAAUUUGCAUAUAAUUUUUUUUCCUUUUUUAUGUAUUGACAUGAUAGGAUUCAUUCUCAUCCUGGGUACUUGAAUAUUAGAUAAAGAAUAAUGUACAAAAAAAAUGGAAUGAUUUGACUAAUACAUCAAAAAAAUAUUCUAUGAGAAUGUGGUAUUUUUGUUAUUGCACAACAGUGGAAAAUUUACUAUUCUUUACAAGUGUUUUAUGUAAAUGAAUAAAUGUUUAUGUUCAUACUGCAUGAGAGACAACUCUGGUUAUGCUUUCUUGUACUCUGUAUAAUGCCUUUUAGAAAAUACGAAACCUGUUGUUCGAAUGGUAUUGUGUCAAAUCUAGAAAACAAAAGUGACAUUUUUAAAUAGGUUUAGAUGUGGCCCAUGCUGAAAAUAUUGUGCCUCUAUACGUACUUCAGUUGAGGAGGGCUUGCGAUGCUAUGCAUUGCAGCAUUAUCUGAUUUUGUAUUGUCUUGCUGCUGUAUUUUCUUUAGCAGCUAUCCACUAGGUCAUUCCAUUUGCAUGGUACACAAAGGCAACCUGACAAUAAAUAAUUUCUUUCCACCCACUGAAGCUAAAUGACAAUAUUUGACAGAUAAAAAUUUCAUGAUUCAAUCCUUUGUUUAUUUUGACUGGUAAUUUAUUUUCACUUAACAUGUACAUUAUGUUCAAAUGUGGUUUUCAGACAAAAUAGAUUACUAUUUUAUCAGAUUUUCCAUAAAAUAUGUAAUAAAUCAUUCUUUUUCAUGCAA
Messenger RNA from Hyla sarda, 11260 nucleotides. It is a transcript of the gene CEP170B, whose product is annotated as centrosomal protein 170B. The record is from RefSeq and is a predicted model, not a curated record. Lineage: Eukaryota; Metazoa; Chordata; Amphibia; Anura; Hylidae. Bases 265 to 5250 code for a protein of 1661 amino acids. The transcript is spliced from 21 exons. Gene Ontology annotation, molecular function: protein binding.